Chara braunii is the source of this 1662-nucleotide messenger RNA. The record is from the annotation of a GenBank genome assembly. NCBI's taxonomy places the organism in Eukaryota, Viridiplantae, Streptophyta, Charophyceae, Charales, Characeae.
GUGUUUCCUUGUGGCUUCCCCGCGGCCGUUUUCAUAUGCAAAUUAGCGGCCGCGGGGUCUGUCGUCCUUGGUCCAGCUUCUUUGUCCGUGUGGAGGAUGAGCGGUCCACCGACGCGAGGCGGGAAACGACAGUCUGCGGGCGGCGCGAGGAGAAAUUAAAACCAGAAAGCGUGGGCAUUCGAAAUUCAAAUUUUGAAUGCCAGCUUCGACAGCGACGACGACGUGUGGCUGGCGGGACGACGGCGUCGUGCUGCGGAAAAGGGCCCGGCGGCGGCGGAGGCCACGUCCAGAGGGCUCCCUCAUCUGCUCCCGCAACGUGUUGUGCUUCCAUCGCCGUGGACCUUCGCGCACAUCGACUGCGCGUUGCUCUUCGCGUCCGUGCGCGGGGUUGUGAGCGGAGAAAAGGGGCCAUCUUCUCAACGGACGUCUUCGGGACCAUCGUCCAGCGCGGGAGGACGAGACAGACGGCAGCGGAACGACGGGCUAUGGAGGGCGGCGCCCCGGCUAGACGUGAUGCGCUGAGUCAUGGUGAGCUGCAGGCGGUGGCAGCGGCCGUGUCGACGAUACAGCAGGAGAGGGCGCUGGGGCGACUGAAGGAGCAUUUGCGCGCGCGUAGACGGAGGACGUUGACGCAAGAUCCGCACGAUGGUGCCGAGUUCGUGGCGACGUCGGAAGCUGUUGUUCAACUGUGCUAUGCGUUGGGCUGCGGAGUGAUACCCCGCGCGACACCGCGGUGGUGGGUGAAGCGCAGGACAGGAGGAACGUGGGAAGACCUCAGGCUAUGCGACGACGCGACUGACGACUACUUCCGCGAUAAGUUGCGAAUGUCGCCGCGAGUGUUCCGGGAGAUCGCGGAGGCGUGUGUGCCUCAUCUUCAGCUGCAGGUGACGUUCUACAGGGAGCCUUUGCAGCCAGACCAGAUUGUGGCGUACGCACUGUACAGGCGUUCGGUGAUAAAGGUUUCCCCAACUGCCACGGUUGCAUAUUGCACUCACAUCUACGUCGACAAGCCAGCGAAUGCUCCGAGCGAAAAUUACUAUGACAGGAAGCGUCGUUUCUCCAUCGUCGCGCAGGUCGUUGUCGACUUGGACUUGUGUGUGCUGGACGUGCACAUGGGAUACCCCGGUAGCUGCCACGACAUCAGGGUGCUGCAGUUGUCCAGCCUGUCGCUGCGCGCGGAGGAGGGGUCGUUGUUCCGCGGGCCCCCCGUCACACUGUCGCUCGGUGUGAAGACGUACGGUUACCUUCUGGCGGACAAUGGGUACCCACCUGCCGAAUGGAUGGUCGUCCCGUACGACGGUAUCAAUCAGAGCGUCGAGCAGGAGCGGUUUGACAACAAGCAGAAGGUGGCAAGGGGAGCGGUGGAGAGGGCGUUCGGCAAGCUGAAGGGCAUGUGGCGGCUGUUUCUCCGAACACACAAGACAAACCUGGAGACGCUCCCGCAGCAGUUCACCGCCGUCUGCAUACUGCACAACUUACUGAUCGAAGCGGGGAUCCCCUUCGACAAGAAUCUGCUCUGGGAGGUCGGCGGUAAUGGUGUGUGACGACGAGUGGACCUGGGAUUCGACGAGCCCCUCCAGCCUGUGUCGAUGUUGACGUCGACCAGCGAAGCCUUAGCCCUGAGGCAUGCUUUGGCGGAACGAAUGAAACACGAAUGAGUCG